CUUGUCAUCAGAAACACAUAUUGUUAAAUACAUUUCCCUGCAACACGUUUUGCUAAAGAAUGUUCUUCGACAAAUGGUACUAGCGAUAAUUUUGAAUUGUGUUAGAUUAUUUUAAACGAUUCUGUCUAUAUACUAAAUUAAAUUAUUUAUCCUUUUUGUAAUUUUACAUAAUGUUGUUAUUAAUAUUGUGUAUUGGACUUGGAUAUGGAUCAGUUUUACCCGAAAACCCAGAUACGGAGGUUGAGAUGCCACUUAUCAGUAACGACGAUGUUCCACUGGUUGCAAAGUUUGAUACAAAAAAUCUGGAUAAGGCAACAAAGACAUACAUUAAUAAAACAAUGAAAAUGACUGUUAUGGAAAAAUUUUCCGAAUUGAAAUUGGAUAUACUGUCUAAAAUUAAAACAGAAAAAUAUCCUAGAGAUUGCGAAGAUGUCAGAGAGUCAACAAGUGGUAUAUACAAAAUAUAUCCAUCAAAUAUCCGUGGAUUUGAAACAUACUGUGACAUGACGACCGCAGGCGGGGGUUGGUUGGUUUUCCAGAAAAGGCAGGAUGGAAGUGUUGACUUCUUCAGAAACUGGACAGAUUAUAAAAACGGGUUUGGUGACUUGACAGGGGAAUUCUGGUUAGGUAAUUCAAGAAUCCAUGAAAUGACCACAAAAGAUGAAUAUGAACUGUACAUACUAAUGGAGGAUUUUGCAGGAGAAACGAGAUAUGCGAGAUACAAGACGUUUUAUGUAGGAGACGUACAGUCUAAAUUCACUUUGAACAUCGGAAAUUACAGCGGAAACGCAGGAGAUUCGUUGGACACAACCCAUCACAAAAGUCAGCCUUUUUCAACGCUAGAUAAGGACAGUUCGAGCAAUUGUGUAGAUCUGUAUAAAGGUGGCUGGUGGUACGGCAACUGUCAUCGAUCUAACUUGAAUGGACUGUAUCUUAAUGGUUCGCACAAGUCAUAUGCAGAUGGUAUUGAGUGGUUCACUUGGAAAGGUUACAACUAUUCCCUUAAGAGGACACAAAUGAUGAUUCGACGCCGUCGUUAACAUGAUUAAUAUGUCAUAACUGAUGACACUGAUUGUCAUUUGACGUAGAUACACAUGAUGCUUAUUGUGACUUAGGAUAUAUAACAACAGAAAGACAUAUGUGAUCUGGUUUACAGCAUGCAAAACAUAGUUUCAGAAUACUUAUGUCAAUCAAUAACAAUUUGCAUUUCUUGAUUUCAAAUACACUGUGCAUUAUACAUUUUGAGAAAUCUUGUCAACUUUGCAUAUUUAAUAAAGUUUGGUUCAAAAGAGCCGACAAAUA
Molecule: messenger RNA, 1302 nt
Organism: Mytilus trossulus (common blue mussel)
Lineage: Eukaryota; Metazoa; Mollusca; Bivalvia; Mytilida; Mytilidae
Product: fibrinogen C domain-containing protein 1-like
Exons: 5
Coding region: 171-1040 (289 amino acids)
Source: RefSeq, a predicted model, not a curated record